Molecule: messenger RNA, 1864 nt
Organism: Helianthus annuus (common sunflower)
Lineage: Eukaryota; Viridiplantae; Streptophyta; Magnoliopsida; Asterales; Asteraceae
Product: cytochrome P450 81Q32
Exons: 2
Coding region: 212-1747 (511 amino acids)
Molecular function (GO): monooxygenase activity; heme binding; iron ion binding
Source: RefSeq, a predicted model, not a curated record
GACGGCUUUAACACAUCCGCUACACUCAGUCUCAUAAAAAAAUUAUUUUUGGUGCCGUUUACAUGCAACUGAAAAUACUAUAUAUCAUAUUUUAACUCAAUUAUUGUUGUGCGGUGACACCAGAUAGGUUUAUCUUAAUAUUAUUCAUUGUGUACCCCCAUCCCAUCCCACCACCCAUCCCACCACAAGACUCGUCCCCACUCAUUCCUCGAUGGAUUAUCUCUUCAUCACCCUCGCACUACUACUCACCACCGCUUUCCUCCUCACCGGUGGUCUCCUCCGCCGCAGCACCACCACUCUCCCACCCACCGUCUUCCCCACCCUCCCCAUCAUCGGCCACCUCUACCUUUUAAAAAAACCUCUCUACAGAACACUCGCUAAAAUCUCCUCCAAACACGGCCCAAUCCUCUUUCUCCGCUUCGGAACCCGCCGUGUCCUCUUAAUCUCCUCCCCUACCGCCGCCGAAGAAUGUUUCACCAAAAACGACAUCGUUUUUGCCAACCGCCCUCGGUUUUUAGCAGGCAAGAUUCUCGGCUACAACUACACCAGCUUCGGCUGGGCGCCAUACGGCGAUCACUGGCGUAACCUUCGUCGAAUAUCCACCGUUGAGAUCUUAUCAUCUCACCGGCUUAACGAGUUACACGAUAUACGCACAGAUGAAGCAAGACUUUUGGUUCAGAAGCUGAUGUCAACAUGUUCUUGUCCGGUGAAUUUAAGUUUGUUGUUCAGUGAAAUGACGAUGAACAUGAUGAUGAGGAUGAUAUCCGGGAAAAGAUUUUUUGGCGGGAAUAAUGAGGGGGAAGAAGGGAAACGGUUUAAGGAGAUAGUUAAGGAGUCGUUUUUGGUGUCGGGUGCUUCGAAUUUAGGGGAUUAUUUGCCAGUUUUGAAUUGGUUUGGAGUGAAUGGGUUGGAGAAGAAGAUGAUUGCGUUGCAGAGGAAGAGAGAUUUGUUUAUUCAAGGGUUGGUUGAUCAUCUUAGAAAAGGGGUUAUGGAACAAGUGGGAAAUGAUGAUAGUAGUAAGAAGAAGAAGAAGAAUACCAUGAUUGAAGUGUUGUUGCAGCUACAAGAAGCUGAUCCGGAAUACUAUACUGAUAAACUUAUUAAAAGCUUUGUGCUGAACCUACUGACAGCAGGUACAGAUACUUCUACUGCAACCAUGGAAUGGGCAUUCUCCCUUUUGCUUAACCAUAAACAUGUGCUAAAUAAGGCGCGGGACGAAAUCGAUACUCACGUAGGGAAAGACCGCCUUGUUGAGGAAUCAGACAUGGCCAACCUACCUUACCUCCUUUGUAUAGUGAACGAGACUAUGCGAAUGUACCCUGCAGGCCCGUUACUGGUACCUCAUGAGUCAUCAGAUGAUUGUGUGUUCGGAGGCUAUCACAUCCCACGUGGAACCAUGCUGAUCGUGAAUCAAUGGGCUAUACAUCAUGACCCUAGCUUGUGGAAGGACCCUGAGAUGUUUAAACCAGAAAGGUUUGAAGGGUUAGAAGGUAGAACAAGAGAUGGAUUUAGGUUCAUGCCGUUUGGGUUUGGAAGGAGAAGCUGCCCAGGAGAAGGACUAGCCAUGCAUAUAGUUGGGUUAACGUUGGGGUUGCUUAUACAAUGCUUUGAUUGGGAAAGAAUUAGUGAAGAGUUGAUUGAUAUGACCGAAGGUCCGGGACUCACAAUGCCCAAAGCUCAACCGUUAAUAGCUAAGUGUAGACCACGUCCAGUGACAUGCAAUUUACUAGCGGGCUUAAGAUCAUGAGAUUCAUCACUUCUUGUUAGUUAUUACACUUGUGGUUACAUGUUCCUAAAAACACUCAUUUUGGUUUGUAUAUCAAUCUGUAUGAAAGUAUCAUAAAUAAUUAUUUUUCUUUGGAAA